Messenger RNA from Arvicanthis niloticus (Nile rat), 750 nucleotides. RefSeq lists its product as uncharacterized. Lineage: Eukaryota; Metazoa; Chordata; Mammalia; Rodentia; Muridae. Gene Ontology annotation, cellular component: keratin filament. The record is from RefSeq and is a predicted model, not a curated record.
AUGGCCGCCUCCACCAUGUCCGUCUGCUCUGAUGCUUGCACUAAUGCCUCCUGGCAGGUGGAUGACUGCCCAGAGAGCUGCUGUGAGCCCUGCUGCUGUGCCCCAGCCCCCUGCCUGACCCUUGUCUGCACCCCAGUGAGCUGUGUGUCCAGCCCCUGCUGCCAAUCUUCCUGCUGCGCACCCUCAUGCUGCCAGCAGUCUAGCUGCCAGCCAGCUUGCUGCACCUACUCUCCCUGCCAGCAGCCCUGCUGUGUGACCCUUUGCUGCAAGCCUGUGUGCUGCACACCCAUCUGCUCUGGAUCAUGCUGCCAGCAGUCUAGCUGCCAGUCCUCAUGUUGCCAGCCCUCCUGCUGUGUGCCUGUCUGCUGCAAGCCUGUGUGCUGCACACCCAUCUGUUCUGGAUCAUGCUGCCAGCAGUCUAGCUGCCAGUCCUCCUGCUGCCAGCCUUCCUGCUGUGUGCCUGUCUGCUGCAAGCCUGUGUGCUGCACACCCAUCUGCUCUGGCUCCUCCUCCUCCUGCUGCCAGCCCUCCUGCUGUGCUCCUGUGUGCUGCAAGCCCUGCUCCAGUGUGUCCCUGCUGUGCCGCCCUGUGUGCAGACCUGCCUGCUGUGUGCCCAGUUCCUCCUGCUGUGCCUCCUCCUGCCAGCCCAGCUGCUGUUGCCCAACCUCCAGUGUGUCCCUGCUGUGCAGCCCUGUCUGCUCCAGACAGGCCUGCUGUGGCCUCUCCUCAGGCCAGAAGUCCAGCUGCUGA